GACUCCUCUCCGUUGAUCGAUCCUCGAAGAAGAUGCCGAGCCGAUCGACGAGCAACCUGACGCAGGACUGGGAGCCGGUGGUGCUGAGCCGGCGCAAGCCCCGGGCCGUCGAGCUCAAGGACCCCAAGGCCGUGAACCAGGCCAUCCGCGCCGGGGCGGCCGUGGAGGCGGUGAAGAAGUUCGAGGCGGGGACGAACAAGAAGGCUGCGGGGCCGGCGGUGUACGCGCGGAAGCUGGACGAGACGACGGAGCCGGCGGCGCUGGAAAGGGUGGGGGCGGAGGUGCGGCACGCGAUCCAGCGGGCGCGGCUGGCGAAGAAGAUGAGCCAGGCGGAGCUGGCGAAGCUGAUCAACGAGAGCGGCCGGGCGGUGCCUAACCAGGCCGUCCUCGCCAAGCUGGAGAAGGUGCUCGACGUCAAGCUCCGGGGAAAGCUCAAGUGAGGCAUCGGAGAUGGAUCAAGAUUGUGAAUACUUAGUGUAGUAGUAGUGUAUGGUCUUCGUCUCUGUUUUGCGGUUUGAUGUGUGCUUUUGAUGGCCUAUCGAUCAACUAUGCCUGUUUGGUGCAUCAGCUUCACUAUGGAAUGCCGAAAUAAAUGGGCAAAGCAUUCAGCAGUUCUGCUACGCUCGUCAAUCACCUACAGCUUAAUUUCUAUGAAUUAUCA
Messenger RNA from Musa acuminata AAA Group (dessert banana), 661 nucleotides. Its product is annotated as multiprotein-bridging factor 1c-like. Bases 33 to 440 code for a protein of 135 amino acids. Gene Ontology annotation, cellular component: nucleus. The transcript has a single exon. NCBI's taxonomy places the organism in Eukaryota, Viridiplantae, Streptophyta, Magnoliopsida, Zingiberales, Musaceae. Gene Ontology annotation, molecular function: DNA binding. The record is from RefSeq and is a predicted model, not a curated record.